This is a messenger RNA of Bursaphelenchus okinawaensis, 1120 nucleotides long. The record is from the annotation of a GenBank genome assembly. Lineage: Eukaryota; Metazoa; Nematoda; Chromadorea; Rhabditida; Aphelenchoididae.
AUGUGCAUAUUCUAUGUACACUCAGCAGUACCCAUUCCUCAAGGCCCCUGGGUCGGGCGGGGCGUAGGGUCGAACCAAGGUUCUUCAGAAUAGCGAGCGACGCUAUAGCCACUGCGCUACCAAUGCAUUAGGUUAAAUCAAAUGUAGCGGGACCUCUUUUUGCAGGGUUUCCUAUUGUACGUUGACCAAAAAUAGUGUUAUUUUUAAAAUUUCUAGUCUUACAUUAUCUCUUUCAACUUAAUGUCUUAAAACUUUUUUAAGACUAAAAAUGACCAUUACCGAUGUUUACAUGAUAUGUUUUUCUCGCCCUCCCUUGUGGAUUUGAUUGUAAUCAUUCCGACAAAGCGCUGCGAACGCUUUUGGAGAUAAAAAGUAGGAAAAACACGUCAAUUAAUAGGGUUACUCGUUCCUUUCUCUUACGUACAACGACUUCACAAUAGCUCAAAAACUCGUUUGUACUUUGAUAUAGCGAUUUUGUAUAGAAGAUAUAGAAAAUAUUAUCAAAUAAUAUUGUAAAUCUUAAAUCAAAAGUAAAAUGAUACCCUUACUUUAAAACUUAACAUGUUAACAAUAUAUGUGUGUAGUAGGAUAGAGUAGAGUAAAGCAAUUUAAAGUAAAAUAAAUUAUUGUAAAGAAAGGUGAAGAAAAACAUGCUCAUGCUCAUGCUCAUGCUCAUUUUCAUGCUCGUGCUCAUGCUCAUGCUCAUGCUCAUGCUCAUGCUCAUGCUCAUGCUCAUGCUCAUGCUCAUGCUCAUGCUCAUGCCCAUGCUCAUGCUCAUGCCCAUGCUCAUGCUCAUGCUCAUGCUCAUGCUCAUGCUCAUGCUCAUGCUCAUGCCCAUGCUCAUGCUCAUGCCCAUGCUCAUGCUCAUGCUCAUGCUCAUGCUCAUGCUCAUGCUCAUGCUCAUGCUCAUGCCCAUGCUCAUGCUCAUGCCCAUGCUCAUGCUCAUGCUCAUGCUCAUGCUCAUGCUCAUGCUCAUGCUCAUGCUCAUGCUCAUGCUCAUGCUCAUGCUCAUGCUCGUGCUCGUGCUCAUGCUCAUGCUCAUUUCAACCCCCGCCUUCAGACCAAAACUGCUCUUUCUCGGCCCUGGCUGUGUAAACAAUGGGAACAUAGGAUAAGGUAA